CUCCCCACCAGGGGGCAGCACUUAUACACAACCUGCCCACAGCAGAGGAAGCAAAAUCGAAACUCUCCAAUGAGUUCACCUUCAGAGUAAUAGUUUGUCCCCCCUCUCUCUCUCUUUAUCUCUCCUUCUUAUCCCCUCGCUUGUUUUAAUCGUUUGGACUCUUGGCAAAAAUGAACGGCUCUUUGCACCCCCACCUCAAAUAUGUGGACAUAAAACUGAAGCGAGGACCUGCAGGCCUGGGCUUUAACAUACUCGGGGGCGUGGACCAGCCAUGUAGGAUGGAUGACAACGGCAUCUAUGUGAGUAAAAUAAAAGAGGACGGAGCAGCAGCCCUCGAUGGACGACUCAGAGAGGAAGACAAGAUCAUUGCGAUAAACGGAGUCUCACUUGAGAACCGGACACACAGAGAAGUGGUGGACCUGUUCCGGACAGCCGGGGAGAACGUAGAGCUCCGGGUUCUAAAAAAGGUAUUAAAAAUGAGUCCCGUGUGUUCUGUGCAGGUCCUUAGCAGCUGUAAUUUCACUUUAGCUCUUCAAAACACAAAACGACUGUUAAAUAGCAGCGCUUGAUUCCGCUAUGUUAUGUAGGUUGACACCGUAAGCUGACUUACAG
Molecule: messenger RNA, 612 nt
Organism: Fundulus heteroclitus (mummichog)
Lineage: Eukaryota; Metazoa; Chordata; Actinopteri; Cyprinodontiformes; Fundulidae
Product: synaptojanin-2-binding protein-like
Exons: 3
Coding region: 171-569 (132 amino acids)
Molecular function (GO): protein binding
Source: RefSeq, a predicted model, not a curated record